This is a messenger RNA of Brassicogethes aeneus, 3655 nucleotides long. The record is from the annotation of a GenBank genome assembly. Lineage: Eukaryota; Metazoa; Arthropoda; Insecta; Coleoptera; Nitidulidae.
CCCGGAUCUGUAUGCAAAGCAUGAUUCACUCAAUGUCCUAUACUGCCACUGAAGUCUCGGAGCACACCAGCUCACAUUUAGUGAAGUUUAGUUGGCUAUGGUGCGUGGAUGCAGUUAAAACAAAUACGAAACGAAACAUGUGCUCGUCGACGAGGUCCCUGUACCCAUGCGCCUACUAACAUAGCCUGCUCGAUGUGUCAUAGGUCCAAAGUUCCACCGACUGUUAUUCGAAUUAAUAAAUACGAUAAGUUCUUCAAAACGCGAUUAGCAAGUAAACGGAUUACAAUGUGCUCGUGAGUUUGUGGCUUGUGCUUUUUGUGUGUGAAAUGGCGUCAUGGAUAAGACGGUCCAUGGAGGCCAAACCACAGAAAAUUGUGGUUUGUGAUAUUCAAGAUGAGGAUACUGUCUCCACUUAUUCAGACGAUUCGGGUUUGGACCCCUUGAACACCACUGCGCAUCUGAGACCGUUGAAUUCAGAAAUAACGGCACCAAGAAUAGAUAGCUAUAGGUUUUCCAUGGCAAAUUUGGAAGAUUCGCAGGAUGUGGACCUGGAUGCGAUCCUUGGGGAACUCUGUGCCCUUGAAUCGGUUUGCGAGAGAGAAAUUGGACAGGCUAGAGACAGCAAAAGAUUAUCAGACGCACAAAAAAUGUCGCAGCACAUAUCGCGAACUCACAGCCGAACACCAUCCGAAGUAUCCCGACUGAACCUAACCUCCGAACCCACCGACAUCAUGUCGGUAAAGUCGGACUCCGUCCGCACGGAAUCGCCCGACAACGACUCGGCCUUCAGCGACACCGUAUCCAUGCUGUCGAGCGAGUCUUCGGCCAGUUCCGGCGGAAGCAGCACCAAACCCCAAACACUCCACCUACAAAACAUCCAGCAGGAUGAAGCUUCGAGAAUCAAGGCUGAAAAAAUUCGCAUGGCGAUGGAGAAAAUCAAGGAGGCCAACAUACAGAAGUUGUUCUUGAAGGUUUUCACGACAGAUGGCUCUGCAAAGUCACUGCUGGUGGACGAAAAGAUGCUUUGUUCGUAUGUUACGAGGCUUCUGGCUGAUAAAAAUCAUGUCCAGAUGGAUCCCAAGUGGGCAAUUGUUGAGCAUUUGCCCGAUCUUUAUAUGGAAAGAUAUUAUGAAGACCACGAACUUCUAGUCGACAACUUGCUCUUAUGGACAAGAGAAUCAAAAAACAAAAUCUACUUUGUGGAAAGACCGGAUAAAAUAAACCUAUUUUUACAACCAGAAAAAUACCUGCUCUCCAUACGAGACAAAGAUAACACGGAGUAUGAUGAGCACUCCAGAAAUUUACUUUUGGACGACUAUUUUUCCACAAACAGCUUGCCAGAGCUGGAAGGGCCGUUGUAUUUAAAAGUGGACUCGAAAAAAAUCUGGAAGAAAUAUCAUUUCGUGUUGAGAGCGUCAGGUUUGUAUUACUACCCGAAAGAGAAGAUAAAGUCCGCUAAGGAUUUGGUUUGUUUGGCGACCUUCGAGAACAACCACGUGUAUCACGGAGUAGGCUGGAAGAAGAAAUACAAGUCUCCGACGGACUUCUCUUUCGCCAUAAAGCACCCGCGGUUGCAGGAACCGAAGUCGACGAAGUACAUCAAGUAUCUGUGCGCGGAAGAUCAGGCGACCUUGGAGCGCUGGAUCGUCGGCAUGCGAUUGGUCAAGUUCGGGAAGCAGCUGAUGGAGAAUUAUCGCGCGCUGAUCGAAGAGAUGGCGCAGGACGAUUUGGAGCUGUUGGCGCACGCGCGGAGCUGCUCGGUCAGCUCGAUUGCGCAGCAGAGUAACGUCACCACGCCUACUACAGGCUACCAAAGCAGCGAAGCGGGCUACGGAACGCAAAGCGAGUCUACCUACUCGGCGCCCAGCGAGGUCUCCUCGGGCCGCCACAGCCGCGCGAGCAGCUCCAGCUCUUCUGGCUGCAUGUCGGACGGCGCGCCGUCCAGCUGCGAGAACGCCUUUGACUCCGAGUUCCCCAUGGGCACCAUCAAGCGGAAGCCGUCCAUGAAGCCCAGCCUGCCGCUGACCAACAUCACGAGGCAGCUGAAGGAGGUGGGCGAGACGAGGGACGAGAGCACCUCGUACACGGGCAGCGGCACGCUGACGCGCCGGCACGGCCGCAGGAAGUCCGGCAACGGCGACGACUCGCCGGCCGGCGGCACGCUGAAGAGGCAGCACUCGUACAAGAUGCGCGGCUCGGCGGAGUCGAUGGGGGGGAGGAGCGGGAGUUCGACCCCUCUGUGCGGCACGCCGGUGAGAGAGAGGGCGUCGCCGUUCGGGGAAAGACCGCCCAGCGCUGGCUCGCUGCGCAGCCCCGGCGCGCAGAACGCCGGUUUGGAUAUGCCCUCUUGUAUGACUGAUUCCAUAAAUUCACUGCCGCCGCCGCCGGAAACGAACGGCGAAAUCCUCCAAGACUCCCCCAGCUACCAACUCCCCCCGCCCCCGCCCGAACUCUACAACAGCAACCUCUCGUUGGACAGCCUCCCCCCGCCCCCGAACCUCAACGACCUGCCGCCCAUGGCCGGCUCCGACCUGACGGGCAGCCAGCUGUCGCUCAUGUCCCUCCCCCCUCCCCCCGAGGAGACGGGCACGAUGCGCAGGCGGAAGGGGAGCGACUCCCCCACGGGAGAGGAGACGCCGACGCAUUCGCGGUUGAACACCCCCUGCGUGAGUCCCCCCACCUCCAACUGCAGCACCCCCACGCAAGCUAACCCUCCCGCGACCUUCAGCCCGACGCAUAGAGUGAGUUACGCGCAGAAAAACCAGAUUUACGGCUCCAGUGCGCAGAACCACGACAGAAUAAGCGAGGUGCAGGAUUUACCGCCUUAUGUGAACCCCCCGCAGUACAGGCAGAGCAACACGCUACCUACCGGGCAAAUCUUGAACAACAACAACGGUUUGCGUUCGUCGCUAAGACAAACUUCACUGCCGAGGCAGAUUUCGUGCAACAGUAUAUCUUCAACAAAUAGUUCAGGUUCAGGUAACUCCAUGUACGGCUACACCCAGAACAACAGCCCCAAGAAAAACGGCAAAAAAAUCUCGUUCAAUUUAACCCCUCAAGAAGUACCGCCACUGCCGAAAAAACCCCCCCCCACCGAAACGUUCAGAAAGCACUAAACUCUCCUCACCGAAAAAACUCGUGGAACCUCCGACUGAUUUCCUGAAAGACCUGCAACGCGUGAUGCGCAAGAAAUGGCAGGUGGCGCAGAAGUGCAAGUUGGAGCCGGAAGUGACCCCCCACGAGGUGCUCGGGUUCAGGGACCCCCCGGUUCUCCUCCCAGACUACAAGGAGCACAACGUUUCGAACUGGGUGCAGGAGCAUUACGGCCCCAACAAUCUCUACGAGAACGUUUACAGGGAUUCCCCCGUCGUGGAGGUGGUGGAGUACGCGACCAGCCCCGUGCACUCGGGGAAGAGCGAUUGCAAGACGAAGCGACCCCCGCCCCCGCCCCCCAAAAGAAGCGUGACGACGUUUCUGAGCACGCCCAAACAUUGAUAACCUUGGGUAUGUUGAAUAUUAGCUAAAAUGUCGGUUUUUUUUCUGAUUGGUUCCGCUGCAUCCGAAGGUGGCUUGAUUUUGUUGGAAUUUUGACAGCGCUGUCAAAAUAACCUAAAAUCUUGGCAUCAAGACAGUAAAAUCAGUUUUGUGAUUUAGC